Molecule: messenger RNA, 2977 nt
Organism: Heteronotia binoei (common prickly gecko)
Lineage: Eukaryota; Metazoa; Chordata; Lepidosauria; Squamata; Gekkonidae
Gene: WNT8A
Product: Wnt family member 8A
Exons: 6
Coding region: 136-1203 (355 amino acids)
Biological process (GO): multicellular organism development; cell fate commitment; canonical Wnt signaling pathway
Cellular component (GO): extracellular region
Molecular function (GO): frizzled binding; cytokine activity
Source: RefSeq, a predicted model, not a curated record
CUGCAACUUUUCUUGCACCUAGCAUUUCUCUUUUGGCAUAGAUUGGAAAGGAGCUGAGUUACCUCGAUUCAGAACAGCCUAUUGGUGUAUGGAGACAAAAGCUUUUAGGCCAGCUAGCAGAAAACAGUUUUCACCAUGAAGAGCGGCACCUAUGUCAUCUUUGCUACUGUGGGGAUAUGCAGUGCUAUUUUCAACACUUGCGCAUGGUCAGUGAGUAACUUCCUGAUGACAGGACCCAAGGCGUAUUUGACAUAUUCUACCAGUGUGUCAAGUGGUGCCCACAGUGGGAUUGAAGAGUGUAAGCACCAGUUUACCUGGGAGCGCUGGAAUUGUCCGGAGAGCGCACUUCAACUCUCCACUCACAACAAACUUCGAAGUGCUACCAGGGAGACAUCUUUUGUUCAUGCAAUCAGCUCAGCUGGGGUAAUGUACACUCUCACCAGGAACUGCAGCAUGGGGGAUUUUGAGAAUUGUGGCUGUGAUGAUUCAAGAAAUGGGCGUGCGGGUGGAAAAGGCUGGGUUUGGGGAGGCUGCAGUGACAACGUAGAUUUCGGUGAGAGAAUUUCUAAACACUUUGUGGAUGCUUUGGAGACAGGUCAUGAUGCCAGAGCAUUAAUGAAUUUGCACAAUAAUGAGGCUGGAAGGCAGGCUGUGAAGGCAACAAUGAAAAAAACUUGCAAGUGUCAUGGGGUAUCUGGGAGCUGCAGCCUCCAAACUUGCUGGCUCCAGCUUGCAGGCUUUCGAGAGGUUGGAAAUUACCUGAAGAUGAAAUAUAACAAGGCUCAGAAGAUGGAGGCGGACAAGAGGAGGAUGAGAGCUGGAAACAGUGCAGAAAGUCGUGGGACCGCAACAGGGACCUUCAGCUCUCUGCUGGCCAGUGAACUUGUCUUCCUGGAGGACUCUCCUGACUACUGCACUACAAACAUCAGCUUGGGCCUCCAUGGCACUGAGGGACGAGAGUGCCUGCAGAGUGGUAAGAACUUGUCCCAGUGGGAGAAGAGGAGUUGCAGGAGGCUCUGCACUGACUGUGGCCUUAAAAUAGAAGCAAAAAGGACAGAACUUGUCACCAGUUGCAACUGCAAAUUCCACUGGUGUUGCACAGUGAAAUGUGAACAAUGCAGACAAGUGGUCACCAAGCAUUAUUGCUCUAGACGAGAAAGCCCCUCUUCCAAUAACACUCGUCGACGGAACAGGGGACAUUGAAGAUAAAGCAACAGUUCCUUCACUGCUACCUGUGACUGUCUUCCAGCAGACUUACCCAGAUACAGUACAUGUGUUUUCAGUUUAUUGGGUUUGUUAACUGAUUAUCAAAUUUCAAGGUAUAAAGGCAUUUUUCUUGGAAUGUCCAGCCAAGCUUUUCUUUACCUGCAUCAGACCUAUCCAGAUUUUCUUCUUUGUUUGUUCUGGAUACAUGUUCUAUUUCCCCAUGCUUCUGAUAUAAAAAUGCUAUUUAUUUGGGUGAGGUUUCUCCUAAUGCUCUAAAGCUGUACACUUUUCACCUUCUUUACAGCCUAUCCUAUGAGAUGUAGGACAUGUAGAGGGUUUUACUUUUUUCUGUUGUGGUGCUUUAAAGGAAUUGACUGUUAGGGUCAGAUGGACAUUUGAUCAAUAUAAUGUUCUUUUUAAGCUUAGAUUGCAGACUGUGGUGGCAUUACAGUUUACUUCUGAAACUUUGCAGUCACCUGUAAGCAAUCCGCCCCCCAGUAAUCACUUUAUUUCUUGUUCUGUUUGAAGACACUUUAAAAAUGUCAACAAGCCAGAUUUUAGUGUCAGGUAAAAACCCCAAUUUCUCCCAUCACACUGGGCUGCUUUGUGAAGUCAGUGUCCUGUCAUGUAAGCCAUUGCCAUUUCUCCUCAGUCAUGAGUACUUGCAGUCUUAUGGGGAAUCAUUCAUGGGACCUGGGAUACGGUCACAAAUAUUCCUGUGGCAAAAAAGGGGGGGGAAGUACCCUUACUAGUUUCGAUGGCUGCCAGAUAUCUCAUGUGUACAGCCUGUUUCACACUAAUUUCUCUGACAUGAUUGCAGUGUCACAGCUGUUUGUGUGCAGAGUAAGCUAAACAUGUGAACUGACAUAGAGACUUUUGGGGCUGCUGACCUGGAUCACUAUGGUAUUAAGUUGACUGGGGCCUAAGACAGUGACCUCUGUGCUUUCCAUAAACUAGAUUCCCCCACCCCCAAUGUAUCGAAAGUGGGAUGAUUGCAGAGUUUAUCUCCUGUUUCAUGCAUCUGGAAAUCCAUAUCUGUGAAGCUGUCACCAAGCAAUGAGAGGAGGUAUUGACUCAAUGUGGGGGGAGGUUGUCCGAACCUUCAUCAGAACAGCUGAGUGCCAUGAUUUCUGUACCUUAUAAUUGCCUUUCUGUAUGAAAUGUAAGAGUCUGUCAACAUAUGAAUUGUAAAUAUAGAUAUAUAGAUAUAUAUUAUGUGAAACAUAUGCACUUUUUGAUGUGAAUAAUGUUCAGAAACAUAGUUCUCACAUAGGUAAUAAGCUUUUAUUUGGGAAUUCACAUGACUGAAUACAGAAUAAUUUUUUAAAAAGUUUACACAGAAACCAAGAAGUUAGACUGCAGUGGUCUCCUCCGUGAUAUGCCAGUUUUCUUUUGUGGAGAAUUUGUGUGUAGAAGUAUUAAAUCAAGUCUGCCCCCCCACUAGCAAUUUAAAGUGGUACAUGACUUGCCUACCUCAGACACAACUAAGGCAUUGUUUUCCAGUUAGGAAAUCAACAUUUUGCUCCUGGAUUUUUUUAUGAACAAUAUUUAUAUCCUUCAUCCAUGUGCAUUUUAGAUGUACUUUUUGCAAAGGAAUUUGUAACAGAUAAAAAGAGAAAUUUUAAUUCUCCAUAUCAGGAUGAGUGUGCUUCAAAAGCAAAAUAAAUUCAAUGCUCUUCUAUCUGCUUCUAUGGUUUUGAAGUGAUUAUAUGUCCAGUGAAGCUGGAGUUUGUUCUGGACUCAGUUUUGCAAUAAACAUCUAAUACAAUGA